AUAGGAAAUCUGAGUCAUUGUCUUUAAACAAUAAAUUAUUGGUUUUAAAUCAUCGCCCAGUAUUUUUUGGUGGUUAAACGUUUCUCAAAAGAACAAAAUCCCUUGCCUAGCUGGUCGGCCGCGGCGUCCCUGGGGAAGACAACCACCUAGCAACCCCGGCUGACGCGUGACGCUGCGCCUUUAAUUCUCCCUUGAUAGGGAGGCGGAGAAUUUCCGCUCCCCUGCCCCUCUGCUGACUGGCGGCUGCUGUCACCUGUAAGGAGAGCACCGCGCAGGGAGGAUGGAGCCCAGCGUCCAUUGGACAGAAGGUAAAGGCAGCAACCUACCCUCUAAGGCUAGGCGCCCGGCAGGGGCUGGCGGAAGGUGCGGGCCGCGGCCCCCAGCGCCUGUUGCCGGGAUACACCGCCGCUCCACGGCGCGGGCGUGACCAAGGUCCAGCUUCGGGUGCACGUCCGCCCGCCCGCAGUGAAAGCGAUCUUGUGAGCUUGGGCGAGGCGGAUAUGACUCCCGGGUCCCCCGCUCCCGCGCGUCCCAGCUAAAGCCGCGGCGUCCCCGUGUCCCAGCAGCCGGGAACCGAGGGUCAGGGGGAGGGGGCGGUCCCGGCUCCCCCGCGGGCGCACACCGGCCAUGGCGCUAGCCGCCGCCGCCGCCGCCGCGGCCGCCGGAGUGAGCCAGGCGGCAGUGCUGGGCUUCCUGCAGGAGCGCGGCGGCAAGGUGCGCAACUCGGAGCUGCUGAACCGCUUCAAGCCACUCCUGGAUGCCGGCGACCCGCACGGCCGCGCCGCCCGCAGGGACCGCUUCAAGCAGUUCAUCAACGACGUGGCGGUGGUGAAGGAGCUCGACGGCGUCAAGUUCGUGGUGCUGAGGAAAAAGCCGCGGCCCCCGCAGGGACUGGCGCUGCUGCCCUCCUGCACCCCCAGCACCCCCGAAGCACCAGCGCCGCCGUCAAAGAUCACUUCUGUCUCACCGGGAGAAAACGCUACCCCGGAGGCUCCAUCCUUGGCCUCACCCCACUGGUCAGAGGAACCACUAGAGGACCUGGCCCCGCCAUCAGAGCCACGGGGCGCCCCUGGGGCCCGGGCCUCCGAGCCGACUCACCCGUCUGGAGAGUUGUUCUUAGGCUCAGUCCAGCAGUUAGGCGGACCCUCCGACCUCGGGGUUCCAGCCCCUGAGCUAUCCCAACCCUUCGAGGGGCCGUCCGCAGAAGUUGCCCCACCGUCUAGGGCACCAUCGGAGGCGACCUCGCCCGCAGCAUUACCGCCAGACCCUGAACCUGGGGUCCAGAUGACGAAGGGGCCGCCGCUCCCGCCACGCGCGCCGCAGCUGAAGCCCUGUAUGCUGCCAGUGCGCUGCGUCCCCGGUCCCACCGCGCUCAGGAUCCGGGCGGAGGAGCAGGGUCUGCGCCGGCAACUGUCGGAAGAACCGAGCCCACGGGACUCCCCGCCGCUGCGGCGGCGGCUUUCGGUGGAGGAGUGUGGCCCGGGCCUCAGCCUGGGCCCGGGACGUUCCCCGCACCUGAGGCGCUUGUCGCGCGCCGGCCCACGCCUGCUGAGCCCCGACACCGAGGAAGUGCCCGCCGCGCCGCCGCCGUCUGCCGUGCCCCUGGAGCCGGCGGAACACGAGUGGCUGGUACGAGCAGCAGGUGGCCGGUGGACCCACCAGCUGCACGGGCUGCUGCUGCGCGACAGCGGCCUGGCGGCCAAGCGCGAUUUCAUAUCGGGCUUCACGGCCCUGCACUGGGCCGCCAAGAGCGGCGACCGCGAGAUGGCACUGCAGCUGGUGGAGGUCGCGCGGCGUGGUGGUGCCCCAGUCGACGUGAAUGCGCGCUCGCACGGCGGUUACACGCCGCUGCAUCUGGCCGCGCUGCACGGCCACGAGGAUGCUGCGGUGCUGCUAGUGGCGAGACUGGGCGCACAGGUGCACGUACGCGACCACAGCGGGCGGCGCGCCUACCAGUAUCUGCGGCCCGGUGCCUCCUACGCGCUGCGCCGCCUACUCGGAGACCCAGGCCUACGCGGCGCGACAGAGUUCGACGCCGCUGGCGGAGGUAGUGGCAACCUUGCGGCCCGGCGUCCGGUACAGGUGGCCGCCACCAUCCUCAGCUCCACCACCAGCGCGUUUCUGGGCGUCCUGGCAGACGACUUGAUGCUCCAGGACCUAACCCGAGGCUUGAAAAAGUCAGGCUCCUUCAGCAAGCUCUUGGGCGCCUCGCCCAUGGUCCCGCGCAAAAAGACCAAGCCCCGUGGUGGCCUACCAGCCUUCUCAGAAGUCUCUCGUCGACCCACUCCAGGGCCAUUAGCUGGGCUAGUGCCUAGCCUGCCCCCCACAACCUGACAGUCCCUAGGGCUACGACCUGCUUUAUCUAAUCUGGCCCUACAGUCUAAGCCUGUCCAAGGCUGCGACCGAACACCCGUGGCCCUAUCCGUUUCCAUCUUCCACUGCCGUCCGACUUACCCCGGUGGGCCUGCUCCUCCAGCUUAUGUCUGAGACCUGCUCUGUCUCCAGAGAUGGGAUUAGAGAUCUCACGGCGAGUCUCCUCCGAGAAACUCCAGCAGUCAGGGCUGAACUCUGGAGGAAAGUUGAAAUUUAGGGUCAAAUGUUAAGGGGCAGCAGCUGGUCUGGCCCCUGAGUGAGUUAACCAGAUGUCCCUGCGUCUACACACUACCAAGCCAGAGCUAGAGCAAAGGUAGUGGGUCCCUUUAAAUAUUGGAUGAUGUUGGGUUGUUCGUCAGUUUUAAGAGUUGUGGUUUUGUAAUUUGAUGCUUUUAUCCUGUUUUUAAAUUGAAAUGAGGUAAAGCAACUUUCAUAAUAGUCUAGCCUUUGAAAUUCUAUUUUUCCAUUUUUAGGUAAAAUGCUCAUUUUCAAUCUUUUGCUAAAUAUUUUGGAAUUAUAUUUAAAAAAUAGAUAAUCAAGAUCUAAAGGAAAUUAGUCCCAACUAAGGAAACCCUUAAAAUUUAUCUACCUCAUUUUAGGCAAUCUCAAAGAUUCUGGAGAGUCUUGAACACAGAAUAACCAUUGUGGCCAUUGUGAAUGUAAUUAAUUUAAUAGUACUGUGAAUGCUAAAUAUUAGGAAACAAGAACAUUUUGGGAAUAAAGCUGAUUUGACAGAGGGGAUAGGGACAUUUGGGCAAAUACUUUUUUACAUGUGAUUGUCUUGAUGGUGAAAUAUAAACAUUCAUUUUUGGUACCACUGGGUGAUUAUUUUGAUUUGGCAUGAGUACCUAAAUAUAUUUUUUUAAAAGUGUGACAUAUUUGUGAUUGCACCUUUUUGCCAUGCUUCUGAAUUUGUGGUUCUCAAAUGUGCCUGAGCCUUUCAGUGCAGUAGGUGAAUAUUCAAAGAAAAAAAAUGUUAUAGCAUUCCAUCAGAAAAUUAACUGGUUAAAUAUUAAUGGCUAUAGUUAAGGAACAACUAUUUUAUAUAAAAGUUCUGUACAAACAAAAAGUAUGUGAUAUCUAUUUUAAAAAGCCGUUCAAAAGCAACCAACUUCUUAUUCCCUAAAAGCAAAUUCAGACCUCUUUACCCAGCUGAUUUAACUUCGCUAGACCUUUGUUCUUGAUCUGUAAAUGGAGAAGUUUCGCAGAUACUGCCAAGAUUUCCCAGGCUCAACACAGUGUAAUUUAAUGGCACUUCUUCUUUUUUUAAAGAUGUGGAGUCUAUUUGCUCAACAAACUUUUUUUAAUGUAUUGUGAUAAUGCUUUGCUUUUGCAAAUUGUGUUUGCAUGUCAUUAGUUGUAUCAAAUGGGUUUGUGUGUGUCUGUGUGGCACAGGAUAAUGGGGCUUUACUUUCCCUCUUCCAUAUAUAUCAUUGAGGCCUUUGAAAUUAUUUAAGGCAAUCCAUGAAAUGUUUGUUUUAAGCAUUGGAAUAAACAGUACCCCAUUUUGUUCCAA
Choloepus didactylus (southern two-toed sloth) is the source of this 3889-nucleotide messenger RNA. RefSeq names its product ankyrin repeat domain-containing protein SOWAHA-like. Lineage: Eukaryota; Metazoa; Chordata; Mammalia; Pilosa; Megalonychidae. Bases 628 to 2334 code for a protein of 568 amino acids. Gene Ontology annotation, molecular function: protein binding. The transcript has a single exon. The record is from RefSeq and is a predicted model, not a curated record.